This is a messenger RNA of Trichosurus vulpecula (common brushtail), 2247 nucleotides long. RefSeq names its product lymphocyte antigen 86 (gene LY86). Gene Ontology annotation, biological process: positive regulation of lipopolysaccharide-mediated signaling pathway; innate immune response. The transcript is spliced from 5 exons. Lineage: Eukaryota; Metazoa; Chordata; Mammalia; Diprotodontia; Phalangeridae. Bases 30 to 503 code for a protein of 157 amino acids. The record is from RefSeq and is a predicted model, not a curated record.
CUGAGGGUGCACAUCCACACCCUGCCAUCAUGAAGAUUUUUAUGGUUCCUUUCUUUGCAUCGGUUCUGUUCUGCCCCAGCUACAGCAGCAAAUGGAUCACACACACUGCUUGCAAAGAUGAUAAAUUGGAAGUGCUUUACCAGAGUUGCGAUCCACUACAAGACUUUGGCUUCUCUGUGGACCAUUGUUACAAUCCAUUGAGUAAAAAUCUCAAAAUUCGAUUUGGAACCAUUCUAAGAUACGACAUCAAAGAGCUGUUUCUUGACGUCGAUCUCUUCAUAAUGAAAAAGUCCUUGUAUUCGUUUUCAUACCCUGUAUGUGAAGUGGAUUUCCCAAAGUUUUCUUUCUGUGGAAGAAAGAAAGGAGAGAAGAUCUACUAUGCUGGAGACAUCAAUAACCCUGCCUUUCCAAUUGGCAAGGGAGAAUAUCACAUCUUAUUGAGACUAUACAAUGAAAACAAUUUCACCAUUGUUUGUGCCAACUUUACUGUCAUUAGCUACUGACUGACCACCCUUUUCUCAAGCUCAAGAGAAUGGCCAAGCAUGGCCGUAUGGAAAGCCCAAAUCCCUACCAUGAAGCAAACGAUCCAAGAAACCCCAAUGUCAGCAACAGAGGAGUUGUAAGAACCAAUUUCCACCAGAAGCCUCAGGUGCUGAUUUAAACCCCAAGAGCAAAUGUCCCCAGAACCCUCAGGUGUAAUUAAUCCCAUGAAAUUAGCUAUCUGUUUCAAAUGAGCCCAGCAUAGUAGUUAAACACUCCCAGGUCCUCAUUUGCUGUUUCCUAAUUGAUCAUCACAGACCAAAUGCUCAUCCUUUUUGAGUCCUCAGGGAUCUAUCCAAGGAGUUAAAUAGAAUGAGGAAUCCAGCCCACAGUGUUAACCUGUGGCUUGUUCAAAGAAUUUUGGUACUAUAUUGGAUUUGAAAUUUAAUUUCAUCUCCCUAAUGCCUGGUGUUAAAGGAGUGCAACCAGAUCUCAGACUAAACUUGGGGCUUUACAGAGAUGCCUACCAUUCUUGCAAAUGAAACGGUGCCAGAGGCCCAUCACCCACAGAGUCUGGGAUAAAUCUGCUAUCAUCAGGGUAUUAGAGGUAAAUCUGAAAUGACACCACAGACUGAAUGCUCAUUUGUAGAAUUUCCCAUUCAGCUGUAACUUUUUUCACACAGGCAAAGGAGACCCCCGAAGGAUAAUAUAUGAGGGUGAAUGUUUAGUUAAUAAAUGCAAUUCCUUCCUUCCCUUCAAAAUGUACUUACCAUGUAUCUUCAUUCUCAUAGGUCAGUGUGAUUUUGAACACAAGGUUCUCCCUAUGACAAAUUUAUUCUCCCACAAACCCAUAUUCUUCAAAACCCUGGAAGAAAGAAAGAGAACUUCUUGUCUUUUUUUUUAACUCUCUCUGUCCUGAAUUUUUUUUAUUUGGUUCAGUUUCUUUACCGGGAAGGGGUGGGGGGGGGGAACCUGUGGCCUCAAGGCCACAUGUGGCCUUCCUGGGUCCUUGGGAGUGGCCUUUUGACUGAGUCCAAGUUUUACAGAAUGAAUCCUUUUAUGAAGGGAAUUUAUUCUGUGAAGUUUGGAUUCAAUCAAAGGGCCACACUUGAGGACCUAGAAGGCCUCAAGGCUGCAGGUUCCCCACCCUUGCUGAACCCUGGGCAUAUGGGCAUAUGCUACCAGUUGUGAAGAUAAAGAAAGAGGGGGCCCUGUACCUCUUUGUAUACAAGUGACUCUGUCUUCAAACUAGCCUUCAUUUCAGCACAAGAUAAACAGACACUCCCCUUUCUUUGUUUAUAUCUUACUUUUUUCUGGUUCCCAUGCUGUACUAGACAUUGGUUCAUAGCUUUAACAUGUGAUGGGAACUUGGAGACCAUCUAAUCCAACUCCUUUUGUCAGAGAAGGGACUUGAGGCCCAGAGAGGUUAAAUGACUGGUCUGUAGUCACACAGCUAGCAAGAAUCUAAGGAAGGAUUUAAACUCAGGUCUUCUGACUCCAAGCCCAGCUGUACCUACUGUAUGUUCACACAGCAAAACUACCUUGCCUUGACUCCCCCAGGGACCAAUGCCUGAUUAGCAAACCUCUGGCCAGCCUCCAAAACCCAGACCGACUUCCCUCCAUUCUUUCUGUUUCCUACAUUAUAUUUAUUGGUAGGAGAUUGUUUGUAUUGAGAGUUCACUUGGCUCACAGAGGAAAGCUGUGAAUGAGCUAAUCUCUCCCUGCUGUGUCUUGCAAUAACAAUAAAGCUUCUCCAUAUGAUCUAUA